GAUGAUUUUUCGUUUUCACAUUCCAUCCGUGGCCGGUGUUUGCUCAUCAUUGAACUAAUUUUCAUUGACUAAUAAUUUGUGAAAAUUGAAUUUUGCGAUAAAAGAUCAUAAAAUACAAACGGAUUCUAAAUCUUUAAUACGGCACUUUCAAGUUGGAAUAGAUUUUCUCCCUUGAAAGGCUAUUUAAUAGGUGGGAAUUGACUCCGUUUCAGAGCUUUCCAUCUUCGCCAACAACAGUAAUAGCCCCGUCAGCAGGGUUGCGAAAAAUCAAUUGAAAGUGAAAAUCUAUUUGCUCAUUCCUAUUGGAGUUCGGUGAAUUUUUAGAGAUGUCAUCAACUGGUGAUUGUUUUGUGGCGCAAGCACCAAAUACUGGCGAAAAUACAAUCAUCUUCGGACGCAACUCGAUAGACGCGGAUGCUGUAACGGAAGCACAAGAGGUUCAUUAUUUCGAUGCCAGCACUGCGCUGGAGGGGAAGCCCGAUGGUGGCGCAGAUGUGGUUAAAGCAAAUGGAGAAAUUUUGCGUGUGAUAUUGCAAAAAAGUCGUGCUGGUGCUUGGGGCGGUGACGUGGGUGCCAAUGACCAUAACGUAUGUGUGGCCGUGUCUUGGGCUGCGCAGGAGCCAGCUAGUGAUAGCGAUUCGCUUAGUUCGACUGAUAUAGUGCGUUUAACUUUGGCUAUCGCCAACAGCGCUGUUGACGCCGUGGAACGUAUUGGUACUUUGGUAUCUAACCAUGGCGUCGACGAUGCAAAAUUUAGUUUUAUUGUCUGUGAUCCCCGCGAGGUAUGGCUGGUUAGCAGCGGCGGUAAGUUGUGGGCUGCGCAACAUGUAACCGAUGGACUGUUGCGCAUAACUAGUAAUGGACUCGGAGUAAAUACUACAAUCGAUAAAUCAAGUGAAGCGUUAGGAGAAAAGCUCAAGGCGCAGGGACUCUGGGAUGGCGAGGGCGAUUUAAAUUUCGCCAAAUGCUUCGAUGCGAGCGAUGCAACAGUUGCGGAAUGGAGCGGUGACACGCCCAACGGUGAUGGUAGCUACACUUUGACUAGCAUGUUUGAUACACUGCGCUCAGCAGCCGAUGGCGCAACGGCUCGGUCGGCUACUGUUUCUGUGCUAACAACUGGCAUUUCAUGCCAUUGGUUCACGGCAACACCCAAUGCUAGUGAAUCAGUCUUUAAACCAUUCGUCUUUGCGCCCAACCCGAAAAUUUCACCACUCACCAAAGUGCCACCCGAUAACACUCUCACCCUUUUGCACAAAUUACACGCACAACGUAAACCAGCUGCUGUAGAAGAUUUGAAAGCCCUAGAGACUGCUUGUGUUGAAGAGCUAAACAGCUACUUGGCCGAACAUCCAACAGCUGAUGAAGAAUUGGAUGAAUUGAUGAAGGACUGUGUGGAAGCGGAAGUGAAAUUCUAUCGCUAAAGAGGAGAAUAUGAGGAGAGAGUAAAGGGAAAAGCAACGAUAGUAUUUAGGGCACUAUUAAAAAAGAAAAGCAAACGAGAGAAAAACGUACGCAUAAGUAUUAAAAAGCUUUUAGUACCACAUUUUUUUUAACGGACUUUUGAAAAAUACCGGGUGUUCUAAUUUAAAAGCGACCGAAUUUUUAGUAUAUAUUUUUUCUGGUGAUAUUUAUUUAUUUUUUUAUGUGUGAUUUCGGUUAUUUGCGCAUUUAAGCGAUUUUCAAAUAAUUGUCAUAGCUAAUUUUAAGUCAAAAGGGUCUGAUUUUCAAUUGAAAUAUUUUUAUAUGGACUUCUGUACGUAAGUGCAAAUACAAGGAUAAUGUAAGCCAUGUAUUAAAAUAAUUAAAUGUAUGAAACAUUCCUCAAUGCUUUGUUAACACUUGAGCCGCGAUUUCUUAUGUUAAUAAUUUAAUUUUAGUGCGUAAAUUAAUUUAAUUUACAUAUACAGCACGUGCUAUUUAACUGCUUCAGUUAUGCUUAUUUUGGUGUAAUUUUUCCUUGAUUUGUGUGAUUUUUUUAAAGCCAUUCUAAAGUAUUCCAGCGCUUGCAUGCAUUCAUUCAAUGAAUAUUAUUUACAAACUUAUCAAUAUAUAUAAUAUAUUUAAGAUCGAUACCAAUGCACAUAACAAAUAACAUUAAAUACGAUAAGCUUGCAACCUUAAAGUAAUUCUUGCGAAAUUAAAUUUAUGAAACAAUACGUAUUGAAAGUGAAUUAAAAAUGCAAAAGGAAAUUAACGCUAUGUAUUCUAGAAAUUAAGUCCAUUCACUUAAUCUCGUUGAAACAAAUAGAGCGAAAAAAAUCUCAAUGUACUACGAAUAGAACCGCGAUUAUAUAAAUUUCAUACGCAUUUACAUAUAUUUAUAUGCAUACACAUAAAUACUUGCAUAAUUACGUUUACGAAUACAUGAUGACAUACAUAAAUCAGUGAUACAAUUGAGAUUAUGAAAAAUAUGUACUCUUAUUCAAUUCAUUCAAAACUGCGCGUGCACCAAAAUGAUGAAUAAAACGAUUGCAAUUACGAUAAAGCUGAAAGCAAAUAA
Anastrepha obliqua is the source of this 2500-nucleotide messenger RNA. Its product is annotated as secernin-1. Gene Ontology annotation, molecular function: cysteine-type exopeptidase activity; dipeptidase activity. The coding region runs from base 327 to 1421 and encodes 364 amino acids. The record is from RefSeq and is a predicted model, not a curated record. Lineage: Eukaryota; Metazoa; Arthropoda; Insecta; Diptera; Tephritidae. The transcript has 4 exons. Gene Ontology annotation, biological process: proteolysis.